CGCAUCACGCGUACACCCAACCUAGCUCAAAAUACAAACGCUGUCAUUUUGGCACUCUGCCGUCUCAGCCAGCUGCACACUGCACUCCACUGCUUAGCUUAGCACUCUGGUAGUUGAGGACAUAUUAAAGCCCCGUACGUAUCCAAAUGGCAAAAAGACGGAAACCAAGUGACCUUUUGCUUUGCCCGUUGUUCGCCAUGUCGGUGCCAGAAGUAUCGGAAUGGCUGAUAGCGAGAGGCACCAUCGCCGCCAUUCUCGCCGCCGGGAGACGCGCUCCAAUUUCGCCGCACCGCCGAGGACGGGAUCCCAUCAAAGGCCCAGGGUUUUGUCCCAUAUCCACCCACUCUACCUCGAAGAAAAUGUCGGCGGCGGCAGGGGAAGGUAUGCAAAUGUCAGCGUGCUGGAGCCCGUGAUGCGCAUCGAGAGAUCGGGGCCCCAGAGUUGUCAUGGCGACCCCCAUGCAAAGCCCGUCUAUCGCAUCGUCGUCAACUUUCAGCUUCAGUUCAACAUCAAUCAAGUCGGCGAAGAGCUGCAGAGACACAAUCGUAUUUUCGACUCGGUCCACGUCCGCUACCUAUACCGCAGCGGAGAAAGGCACGACCUUGUUCCCAAGGGCGACCAGGUUGCCUCUGACAUUCAAAUCAGGAAUGAGAACGGCCAGACCUCAGAUGUCCAGGCCGGCGUCACCGCAACCGUGGCCGGACAGCCCAUGCCUGCCUUUACUGUGCAUGCACAGCAUGCCAGCAAGCUUACCUACGAGAGGAAGCUGCGCAGCUGGCGCAAGUCUCUUACUUAUGAAACGUACCCGCAGCCGAAAAUCGAGACCAAGGAAGCCGGCCUUGCAUCUCUCCUCGGCAUCGGGUCUCCAGUCCCACCGAGCCCUGAGGCCCAGUUCCGCGUCUCGUCGACACACGCUCACAAGUGUGCUUGCCGUAAACCGCGGCGCUGCCGAAUGCGGAGCUCGUCACAGCACGUCUACAACCGGGCCGCACACUGGUCUGGACAGACGGAGGCACAGCUGCAUCUGUGGACGCCCGAGAUCUACGAGAGCAUGAACUGCCCCAUCACCGUCACGCGCGAAGUCGACGCCGAGCUCAUCGACCACAUCCUGAGCCAGGACCCGUCGUACGGGCAUUAUGAGCUGCGCCGGUACCUGCACUUUGAUUUCGAUGUCGAGGUCCGCCUCCGCGAGAUCGGGCGCGGGUUCUGGGGCAUGUUCAAGUCGGCGUCGCAACCGGCCGAGAUUCGAGCGCGCAACGACUCGGGCAGGCCCCUGCCUCCCGACCGGUCAAAGUUUUGCGUGACAUGUUGCAUCGAGCGCAUCAACUGGCCACAACACGAGACGCGAGACCUCCAAUGCGAGGCCGAAGAGCAGAUGGCCAGAUUUGGCUUCGUCAAGCGCCUACAGUCGACGGAAGAGUACCAAAACACAGCCAACCAAGGCGCCACGUCGUUUACCACGGCCCCGGCACAAGCACCGACCUACAUCCAAGGAGCCGCAGCAGCAGCGGCGACAAUAGCAGCGGCAGCAGAACCUGGCCUCCAGACUGAAACACCAAGGGGAAGAAUACGAGCCCUGACCCGAACCCCUUCUGACAGCCAGUCUAAUAUUCAAGCAUGCAGGCGGGUCUCGUUCUCUCCUGACUACCACCUCCGUACCUUUGGACGACGGCGCCAACCCGCAGCAGGCAGCCGCCACGCGCGGUCGCGGACGCCGAGUCCCGCGCCGACACAAUCCGUAGCAUCGGGCUACUUCUCCCACCGCGACGGCACCACUACCGCGCCGCCGUCGUCGUUCUACCCCUAUUACCCCUCGGCAACGUCGGCCGCAUCCCGUUCCCAGUUCUCGCACGGCCAGGCCCGGAGCUGGACGACUGCGACGGGCCGGAGCCGCGGGCAAUCCAUGACCAACACCGCCCAGGACCACUUCCCGCAGCGUCUGCCGCAUGAUAAUCGGACCACCACGACUACUGACAUCGCGCGCUCAGACGCGGUGAUGUUACCACCGGAGAUGCAACACCCGCCGCCGCCGCCGCCGCCGCAACCAGUCGGCGGCGGCGCCUUCUACUACCACGACUCGCCGCAGCAGCAUUAUUACCACAAGCGCAGUCAGCGGGCCGCCGCGCCGUCCGUGUCGCGGUCGCGCGAGAGCGGCUACGUGAGCGGGGGGGUUGAUGACGACGACGGUGAUGAGGGAAAAGGUCGUGACGAUGGUUGCGGUGGUGUUAGGUCGGGCGGGUCUGGAUCUUUGUCGCGUGCUGCCUCGUCGCUGCCGUCGUGA
Molecule: messenger RNA, 2281 nt
Organism: Lasiosphaeria miniovina
Lineage: Eukaryota; Fungi; Ascomycota; Sordariomycetes; Sordariales; Lasiosphaeriaceae
Exons: 4
Coding region: 221-2281 (686 amino acids)
Source: RefSeq, a predicted model, not a curated record